AGGCCCUUGAUAAGGAAGCUUGGUUUCCCCACCUCUCCACCCAGUGUCUUCUGCCAGGAAGGAUUUGUAGGUGUGCCUUGUGGUAGCUUGUUCAUGCUUUGCUUGCGGAGAGUCUCCAAAGGCCUGGGCCAACUUGAAGCCUACAUUGAUGCAGAAGAAGGGGUGGCUUUCCAGAUGGAUAACAACCUGAUCUGGGACUCAUUGGAUGGCCAAUUCACAUGGGCCAUACAGGGCCUAAUUGAAAAGUUGGCAUCUGGCAAAUUCUGGGUCACUUGUCUGCCUAUGGGAAAGGUUAUGCUGAGAAACUGGGCAGGGAAGUAUCUCGCUGCAGUGGCUAUAGGAGAAAACCCCGUAAACUUUCCCAUCCAGCCUGUUCAGUACUCAGAAGAUCCAUCUUUGCAGUUUGACGUCUUUUACAAGGGCAAUAGGGUAGCUUUCCGGGCCUACAAUGGGCUGUUCUUGACCAGGACAUAUAGAGGGUUCACUUCAGUUGAAGCAGCCAAGUUGGUCGCUGAUGAUUCCUGCUAUUUCCGCCCCCUGAUUGGAGACCUCCUCCCCCCAAAGUUCAAAAUACUGAGGGUGAUCACAGGCGAUCUCUCUCACAUGAUAUACCACCACUCUGUGGUGGGCAAGCAGGUCUACGCCAACCGGGGGGAAGCAGCAGUGCAGCACACUUUCGACAUGACUUGGGAGACGACCGUUGCAGACACCGUUUUCUGGAACAGUCUGUGGGGGCUUGGUGUGCAAACUUCCUGCCACUUCACUGUUGAAGAUGCAACGCCUCGUUUGGAGUACACUGAGAACAAUGACCGGACCGUCCUUGUGCAAAGGUAUAUUAAUCAGAGGCUCACCCAGGAGGUGCUGGUGCCCCCCCACACUGAAGUAUUGGCCAAGCUUGUUGUCCACAGAAAUUCUACGGCUACUGUGUCCUUCACAGCUGUCAUCCAAAAGGUGAAAUCAAAUGGGGAUGUGGUGAUGCUGAACAAAGGUGGGCUCUGGAAGGGUCUCAUCUACCACGGAGUCCGGCUGGAGAUCACAAAGCGGAAGCUGAAUGAGCUCAGGCCUCUUGAGGAAUGCCCCCUCCUGUGAUGUUAUGGGGAGGGGUGUCCUUCCAAGGGUGCCAUGCGGACUGGAUGGCAGGUGGCUCACCCCUGAAGAGACACAGCUGUGGCUGCUCAGAUUCUGGACCAUCCUGGUCCAUUGUCACUUUGAAGACUCAUCAAGGCAGGCAGGGGCUGCUUCCUGGCUGUCCUCUGGCAGAUCCUUUCUACCUCCCAGGUGCCUGAAAAUGAUGGCUACCUUUUUUACGACAAAGAGGAAGAGAGCUCCUUGCCUUUUUAGCAUAAUUAACGCAACUUAAAUAAAAUGGUGAAUUCUU
Lacerta agilis (Sand lizard) is the source of this 1378-nucleotide messenger RNA. RefSeq lists its product as uncharacterized. NCBI's taxonomy places the organism in Eukaryota, Metazoa, Chordata, Lepidosauria, Squamata, Lacertidae. The record is from RefSeq and is a predicted model, not a curated record. The transcript is spliced from 2 exons. Bases 94 to 1089 code for a protein of 331 amino acids.